Aricia agestis (brown argus) is the source of this 1236-nucleotide messenger RNA. RefSeq lists its product as uncharacterized. The record is from RefSeq and is a predicted model, not a curated record. NCBI's taxonomy places the organism in Eukaryota, Metazoa, Arthropoda, Insecta, Lepidoptera, Lycaenidae. The transcript is spliced from 3 exons. Bases 56 to 1147 code for a protein of 363 amino acids.
CGGAUAUCGACGUGACACCACGGAUUAUGUAAGGUGAAAUUAAGCGGAUAACAACAUGAUGUGGUUGAAGAUCAUUGUGAGCGCCUUGCUGCUUGGGGCGGUGUUGGCACAAGAAGAACAGAAGAAUGAAGAGCUAGAGGUAGAGCAAAACGACGACUCUACGCGAGGCCGUCGUGACGUCAUAGAGGAGGAGAAGUACUACAACAUCCGCGCCGACAACCAGCCCUGGCUGCCGGGACACACCACCACCACCAACAGCUACCACACCACGGAAGUCAUCACUGACAAACCCACAGGCCGAGGCGCACGCGCAUCCAACGAGAACUGGAUAAAACUGCCCUUCCCCGACCGAGAUGAGCUAUCCAACGACCUCCAACCGCCCAAAACAGAUUUAAUCAACUCCAGAAUGCCCCGCGUCAACUUCGUCACCCAGAAUAAGCCGCUCGAAACGUCAGAAUCGCGAUCCGACACGACCCCGGAUGAUUUACGUACGGUCGUCCGCGACAAGCCCGUGUUCCCGCGCCAGGCGCUCUACUACCCGGAAGAGCACCGCUACUACGAUGAUCGAUACUACGUCCCCGACGAUUUAUACCGCCGGGAACCGUACGAUUUAUACGACAGACGAUACAGGCUGGACCGCUAUGAUGAAUACGACGCGCCGCGGAAGCCCAAACGGAUUAUUUACUAUGCACACCUCCCGGAUGUCGUGCGACCCCCGCCCGAUAUCGCACCGAUGCGGUACCGAUACGACCCCUACCGACGCGACGACGACUACUACGCGCGCGCCGGACGAUACGAUUAUCGGUUCCGGAAUCGGUACCCCUACGCUCCUCUUCGAAAGGAGGAGAGAAGAUUCGGCUACCGGGAUCUCGCCCCAGCGGGUACCGUAGCCAAGGACAAGAAGGUAGACGACAAAGUCACCCCCACUCCAGUUCUGCCUAAAAAGGAGGAGAAACUCCGAGCCGAUGAUAAUGCUAACAGGAAUAAUAUCAACAGUCACCAGUAUCAUGAUUCUAGCGACAAUUUCUUCCUGAACCAGGUCAAUAAAGGUUUCAAUAAUGGGAUGAGAUCUGAUGAUAGUUACUUGAGAUUCGAUGGACCGUUAUUCCGCGGGACAGUAGAAGAUCCGUACCAGAGGAAAUACUAAAAAACAUUGAUUGGAAAAGUACUGUUUUGGAUUUGGCCAACUUACAAAACUAAUAUUCGAUUUUACUAGGUACAUAAAUGGAUGUGUGA